This is a messenger RNA of Didymosphaeria variabile, 1047 nucleotides long. RefSeq lists its product as uncharacterized. Lineage: Eukaryota; Fungi; Ascomycota; Dothideomycetes; Pleosporales; Didymosphaeriaceae. The transcript has 2 exons. Gene Ontology annotation, molecular function: oxidoreductase activity, acting on NAD(P)H. Bases 1 to 1047 code for a protein of 348 amino acids. The record is from RefSeq and is a predicted model, not a curated record.
AUGAAGGAACUGAUUAUUCAUGAAGGGCCGCGAGUGGAGCAGAUCAACAGCCCGAUACCAGUUCCCAAGGAUGAUGAGAUCGUGAUCGAAGUCGUUGUCGCCGGGUGCAACCCGAAGGACUACAAGACGUACUGGGUGCCCAAACCCAUCAAUCAAGGCGACGAUAUAGCGGGAGUCGUGCAUCAAGUCGGUCUCAAAGUUCUCGAAUUUCGCCCUAGCGACCGCGUCUUCGCACUCCAUCAGAUCCAGGCUCCACACGGCGCCUACGCCGAGUAUGCUGUGGCAAGCGCUGCAACAACAGCUCAUUUGCCACCAGAGACUUCAUUCGAAGAGGCGGCCACGAUACCCCUGGCAGCCAUAACGGCCGCCCUGGGGCUAUACCGAACCCUAAGCCUGCCUCCACCAUGGGCGCCACGCACGUUGCCCGGUCCGCUUUUGAUUUAUGGCGGGUCAACAGCGGUAGGGGCGUUCGCUAUCAAGCUGGCAAGGGCUGCAAAUUUGCAUCCAAUCAUGGCCGUGGCCGGUAACGGGCUUGGCCUCGUAUCAUCGCUGUUGGACUCAGCUGCAGGCGACGUGGCGCUCGACUAUCGUAACGGGCCGGAGCAGCUGCAGCGGGAUAUCGGCAAUGCGCUGACUGCAUCCCAUGUGAAGGCGGCCCAUGCCGUCUUCGACGCCGUUUCGGAAAACGCCUCGUGGGAUGCAUGCACACCGUUUUUGAUGGCUGACACACCGCUGGCUACUGUCCUCCCAUACCCUGAGACAGCACAUCUACCCGGCGGCACUGCGCAGGCACAGCUCGUUAUGUCUGGAGAUGUCCAUGAUGUGUUUGGUGUAAAAGCUGGCGGGCGUGAUUUUGGCUAUGUCAUGAUGCGUGCCUUCGCCCGCGGGCUUCAGGAAGGUUGGUUUUCAGGCCAUCCCUUCGAAGUGGUUCCAGGUGGUCUGUAUGGUGUGCAGAGCGGUCUGGAAAGAUUGAGCAAAGGCGAGGUCAGCGCAAAAAAGCUUGUCUAUCGCAUUGAAGAAACGACCGGACUCAGGGCAUCAAGCUAA